AUGUCCUUCCAGUCAACCAUCCCUCCUCCGGUGUUGCCACCACUUGACCCUGCGACGUCAAGGAUCCUCAUCGUCGGUGCAGGCGUGUUUGGUCUAUCUACUGCAUACCAUCUCCAGGAGGACGGUUUCAAAGAUAUAACUAUCCUCGACAAGGCUGAUGAGUUACCCGCAUUGGAUGCGGCUAGUACGGAUAUCAACAAAGUCGUCCGAUCGAUCUACGCAGAUAGCUUCUAUACCCGACUUGCGAGGGACGCUAUUGCCAGGUGGAAAGAGCCAAUGUGGGAGGGAUGUUAUCAUGAGUCUAGCGUCCUUCUCAUCGGACGUGCGUUGACGGACAAAUCGUACGAGAACGACUUCGCAGAAGGCGCCCGCGUUACUUUACUUCCGAACGCAGAGAAGAUUCGAUCGGCCUUCCCUGACUCCUUACACCGGAUACCAGAACACGAGCGUCCUCUCCAGCAUCGCCUCUUAGGAGACUUCUCGAAUUAUACUGGAUACAUCAACCUCGACGGUGGUUGGGUAGAGGCAACUCGUUCCGUCAAGAUCCUUCUUGGGAUCGUCAUCGCUCGUGGAGCGAAGGUCGAGAGUGGGAAAGAGGUCCUGACAUUGCUCAACAGCAAUGCAGACGGGUCUGGCUACACGUGUGGGGCCAUGUGUGUCGAUGGCUCUAUGUAUUGUGCAGAUCAAGUCAUUCUUGCGGCGGGAUCAUGGACCGCAUCCUCUUUCCCAGGACUAGAACUCGAUCAGCGGUGUCUGGCUUCUGGGCAAAGUCUGGCAUUUCUACAACUAACUCCAGAAGAAUCGGAACGGUAUAGAAAGAGUCCCGUUGUUAUGGACUUCAGGACUGGAUUCUAUGUCCUCCCACCCAACAAGGAUAAUGUUAUCAAGACUGGUUUGCAUGCUGCCGGACACACCCAUAUGGUGACACCAUCCGCGUUUAGAUUUUCCUUUGCCAACGCAACUCUGGUGCCUCGUAAGAUCUCAACCCCCCGGACAGUUCUCAGCCACCCAGAGGGCUCAGACGGGUUACGGGAUUGCUUGAGGGUGGUCUACCCGGAUCUAGCGGAGAAACCCUGGGCGGGAACGAGGAUGUGUUGGUACACCGACUCGCCGGAUAGUGACUGGGUUAUCGGUCAGUUCCCCGGCGACCCCGGUUUGUUUCUGGCAACAUCGGGGAGUGGACAUGGGUUCAAGUUCCUCCCCAAUGUUGGCCGAAUAGUUGUGGAUAUCCUCCGGGGCAGAGCGGAUGCCACCACUGAGGCCAAGUUUGCUGUGGAUAGGGGCCUAAGCGAAGCGCUGAACACUGAGCGCGUGGAUAAAUACCCAGAGGAGCUCGUUCCCGAAGAACUUUGUGGACCGGAAGAUAUGUUACCAUAA
Molecule: messenger RNA, 1377 nt
Organism: Pisolithus orientalis
Lineage: Eukaryota; Fungi; Basidiomycota; Agaricomycetes; Boletales; Pisolithaceae
Product: FAD dependent oxidoreductase
Exons: 8
Coding region: 1-1377 (458 amino acids)
Molecular function (GO): proline dehydrogenase activity; sarcosine oxidase activity; flavin adenine dinucleotide binding
Source: RefSeq, a predicted model, not a curated record